Messenger RNA from Carica papaya (papaya), 1947 nucleotides. The record is from RefSeq and is a predicted model, not a curated record. Lineage: Eukaryota; Viridiplantae; Streptophyta; Magnoliopsida; Brassicales; Caricaceae.
AAAUUCUUUGGACUUGACUAUUUGUGUUUUUACGAGCGUUUUUCUGAUGAUUCUUCAGUUUAUGCUUUGGUAACUUCACUGCAUUGUUCGUUAUUUUACUACUUGGAUUUAUGCUUAGGAGGGGACUCAUUAAGAUUUUACUCGCUAAAUUGCAGUUGCUGGAGCGCCGUCCCUCUCUAAAAGGCAACACAUCUUGAAGAUACAUUUUCCUGACCUAAGCUGGGUCUUUUCUCAGCUGGCUCUUGCAUUGACUUGUCCUGUGAAAAAGAGUAUAGUUUCAACCACAUUCUUGCCUGCAUUCUCUUCAUGUUGAUGUCUGUUCGUGCCUGCCAUUCUGCUGGUACUUGGCUGAAAGUAUAAAGUUGCCAAGGUACUCCAUUGUCUGCGUCUAGCACUUUGAAGUAAGGAUAAAGUAUGACGAGUGAGUCAAGAUUGGAACGACUUCCUUCAAUCUCAUCUUGCUUUCCGGAAAGGUUCUCUGGCCUAAACUUUGAUGAGAGCUCAAAUAACUCCACAGUAUGCCAUCCUUCAGCAAUUCUCCAUCCAUUGCCACCUGUCCCACUUCCACAUGUCCCAGUGGAUAAACAUCUUAUAGUUGAACAGCCAGGGGUGCCAAAAACAUGUUCUAAAAAUUCAGCACCUGCAUUUUCAAGUUUUCUAGUGCAACAGCAUGCUUCAACAAAUGAUCAUGUCAUUGGAUCUGCUCAAGAUGAUAAAACAUCAAGAAGUCCCCUUCCUACCCCGCUACUAUCAGUACAUAAUUUUCAUAUUGAACGCCCCGUGCCACCCGACAUGUCUCCAAAAAGUUCAGAAUCACCACUUUCAAUCUGGCCUUCACGACAACACGCUAAGACAAAUUUCAGAGAUCAAAUCAAUUGUUCUGCUCCGGCACCGACUACCCAAGAUGAGAAGAUAUCAAGAAGCUCCCUUCCUACUCCUCCAUUUCCAAUACCCAGUUUUCUUAGAAAUGGAAGUGUGAAACAACUUACUUUGUAUGCACCUUUAUACCAAUCUGCUAUGAAAGGUGACUGGGAGAUGGCAAAGAACUUCUUAAGAUCACAUCCGGGUGCAAUAAAUGUUAGGAUUACGAAGGCAAUGGAUACAGUUCUUCAUAUUGCAGCUGGAGCCAAGCGGACAAAGUUUGUACAAGAAGUGGUCAAAUCGAUGAGUGUAACAGAUUUAGCGUUAAGGAAUUCAUCUGGUCAUACAGCACUUUGUUUUGCUGCUGCAUCAGGAGUCACUGAAAUUGCCAAAGUGAUGGUGAACAAGAACAAAAGUCUCCCUGGGAUCAGGGGCAAUAAGGGAGUGACACCUCUCUAUGUUGCUGCACUGUUUGGACAUCGAGAAAUGGUGCAUUAUCUCAAUCAUGUGACCAGAGAUGAAGAUUUGACACAAGAAGAUUUAAUCGGAUUGCUUAUUGCCACUAUCAAGACUGAUCUGUUUGAUAUGGCUCUAAGCAUAAUUCAGAAGUAUCCAGAAUUAGCUGUUAUCGGAGACUCAAAUGGGGAGACAGUUCUUCAUGUUUUAGCCCGGAAGCCAUCAGCAUUUUCCAGCAAAAGUGGGUUAGGGUUCUGGCAGACUUUUGUUUAUCAAUGGACAUAUGUGGAACCGGUGGUUAAGUCUAUCUGCCCAAGCACAUAUGGGAACCAUACUUUCAAAAUCAAUCAAGUGUUUCUUCAUUCAAUCGGAAAACUUCUCCUCACAUUACAAUUAAUAGUCCCAGGGAUCGAGGCAGUUUAUGACAAGAAGCGUUUACAUGCAGAAGCACUUGCAUUACUAAAGCUGGUUUGGGAACAAGUUUUGCAGCUUGAUGGCAAAAAACUUACUGACUUACUCAAAAGCCCUUCAGAUCCAUUAUUUAUUGCAGCAGAGUUUGGAAUUGCAGAAUUUGUCACUGAGAUUAUUCAUUCUUACCCUGAUUUAAUAUGGAAAGUUGAUAAGCAUAAU